CUUUUGGCUUCGUAGGCACCACACUUUACACUUCUUACCGCUUCGUGAUCCUAGGCCAUGGUGGGUGAUCAGCGUAGCCGGCGCAGCUUUUCCACUGUCCUUGUGAUCAACUUGGUUUAUUGUUUCUGUAUUUUCUGUGCAGCAGAAGAUGCUUGUGAUGCUGGCGCAAAAUCUUCAAGCCCAGCUAUGCUCCAAACUCAAUCAGCUCGUGAUGUCACAAGCCGCUUGGUAAACGAAUCCAACAAGACCGAUCCAGAAUUCUCCGCUAGCUCCAACCACUCCAAUAUCUCCAAUAUCUCCAAUGGUGCAAUCAUUGCCAUGGUGGAUGCGUGUUUGCAGAAUCACAUCACUGGAGAUCAAAAGGAACAGUCUCUAUGGGACUUGGUGAGGACAGCUGAGAUCCUAUCAAAACUGAUGGCUGCUAACAUCUCCGUCAAAGCUUUGGGCUCUGACUGGCCAGAUGACACAGGUGUGAUCGAAGCGGCCAUGGUUGCCGGCCGGGACGCUGCAGAAGCAUUGGUCAAGAAAGAAUUUGAGGCUGAGACGGAGAGGAUUCUCGGAAGUGCAAAUUUGACUCAAGAAGCCAUCGAUCAUUUCACUGAGAAAUUAGAGAAGAUGGCUGAGAUGUGUGGAGACUCUUCCGAAGCUGAGAGAGUCGCGGAAGAUGAAGCGUCAAUCAUGCAUUCGGGGAACAUGACCUUGGAAGAAGCCAGGGUUGCAAAGGACCUGGCGGACUAUGUGGAAGGACUAUGCCAGUCUGAUGUGUUGGAUUUGGACUUCUUCGUUGGCAGGCUAGCCGAUGAGUCACCAGAGUGCAAUGCUUUGGUGGCUGAAACGCAAUUGCUGCAGAUGCAGAAGCACCUGUCAGUUUUGGAUUUUUACGCUAAGAGUGCCCUGGUGCUGCACGACGAAAAAAAUAAGUUGGGCCACCAUUUUGCCAAGAGGCUACACAAACACCAGAGGGAGGAAACCAGGGAAGUGGAGCCGUUGCUGAUGAAAGCAGCUCUUCAGCAUGGAUCGAGCAAACCCAGGAUGGCACGGCUCUUCUAUUUGGACCGGCUCUACUAUGACAAGAUCCAUGGCUUCACGAAGAACCAGUAUUGUGAUUCCAACUUUCAGUUGCAGAAGGAACAGCCAGAGCACUGGAUCAGUCAAAACCAGGAAAUCCAAGCCUAUGUGGACUGCCUGUGUGUGAAGCAACAGCCAUCCCUGUGGUGUGAUGCCCAUCAUGCUGAACCCUUGGCCCUGUUGCAGCCGAAGGUGGUGCAAGACAUGCAAGAGGCGAGUCGCAAGCUGAACUCGUUGCUGCAAACUGGUUCAGCUGUUGGGGUCCCUGUGGGUCUGGGACCUUGCCAAGAUGCUGAUGGAACACCGGCGGCAUUUGAUUGCUCUUUCUGUGUCAAUGGUGACAACUGCAUCAGCACCAGCGGCUCCUACAGCCUUGAUGUAUUUGGGAGUAUCAAGGAGCUUAUGGGCACUUCCGCGAGUUGUGUGAAGGGCUAUUGCACCCCCUGCAAGGGCAUCAAACCAGGAGAUCCAUUUCAAUUUAAGCUUGACAUUGGAGUGGAUGUUUCAAAAUGUGGCAGCACCGCAGAUUUCCUGGCCACCUACAACUAUUUCGCUGAGCUCAAGCUGUGCAUCGGGGGUAUAUUGGGUGAGGCCUCUAGCAAGAUGGGCUGGGCUCUUUGCCAAAGCCUUGGAAAAGUCACCUAUCACCCCUUCAUCAGCAAACUUCACUUUUCAAUGAGCCUUCCAAUCCCGCUCCCUCCGCCGAUUGGAGUCCGGGCAAGCCUUGCUGUCAAUUUGAACCUGGGAGACAUCUCACAAGCCUGUGACAAUCAUUGUUCCACCUUUGGUCCCUCUCAAAACUUCCGAUGCCUGGAGGAAUUCUACGCUGCCAGGGGAGUGACAGGGGUUGAUUUCAAAGUGGAAGUUCUGCUUGGUGUCAGCAUCCCCUUUGUUGGCACUAUUGGCAAAUGGUUCAAGGUGCUUGGAUUUGACUUCGCCGAAGACGACAACAGUCGCGAGAUUGCCAAGAACAAAGCUGGAGUCACUAUUGAGUACAUUGGCCCAUCACCAUGGCGUCAAAUCUGCGGCCGCGCCUUUUCUGGUGUGAAUUGUGAGCCUUAUGCAGGGGACCAAGACAAUCGCGCCAAUGAGGACUGCCGGAAUUGCGGAGAUGAUUUCAACAUUUGGCGUGCUGACCCCAACAAUCCUAGGUCCCUGUGCAUCAGGCGUGACGACUACAAUGGUGGCUGGGGUAUGAACCUGGAGAUUGCUUGUCCUGUGGACAACAACAAUUUGAAGGUCAUCGUCCCAAUCGGUUCCAGCUCAGUCAAUACCAAGUGUGCAAUGCCAGAUGAGCCGGUACAAUGUCGGGCAGAUGGAGGCAAUCAAGGCGUCCGUUUAGGCUUUGACACUUAUUCGGAUUCCUACUCCGUCUACCAGGAUGGGCACAGAUGGUGUGCCAGACGGACGGAUCAUGGUGGUGGUUGGGGGCUGAAUCUUCAGUUGGAAUGUGAUCCAACGGGUGGAUCCUUCGGUUUCCAAGUUCGUAACAUUCACAUGGGCAGCAGCGGUGCCAAUAUGAAGUGCCUGUUGGUUACCCACGAGAUGAGGUGUGACGCGCACACAGCUGAUUCAGCAUACCGCACCAACGAUGACUGCAGACAUUGUGGUGAUAGUUUCUAUGUCAGUGUCGACAAUCCAUGGGGCUAUGUCUGUGCACGGAGGACAGAUUACCAUGGAGGCUGGGGCUUGAACCUUUGGUUCAAUUGCAACAGCAUCCAAGACAAUGUCAGAAUCAAGAGAGAUGUGCAUAUCGGCAGCAGCGGUUCCAACACCCGCUGUGUUUGGGGUGGCUCUUCAAACAUCAUCUGUGCCUCCUAUGCGGGGAACUCCGGUUACCGCCGCAACAACGAUCCCUAUGGCGACAGUUUCGAGAUCACCACCAGCGGAGGAAAUGUUUGUGCCAGGCGGACAGAUUACCAUGGAGGCUGGGGCCUCGAUCUGCAGAUUUCAUGUAUUGAUGGCUGAAGCAUGCUGAAGCCCUGCUCCGAUCUGGAGAAAUUGAGGAAAAACAUGAAAACAUCUGGGUCACAUGCCGUUCCCGACCAAGCGAACCUUGGUGCUGCCAGAAGGGAUACUGUGGACAAACCGGGAACAUACAGCUGCUGUGAU
Molecule: messenger RNA, 3180 nt
Organism: Cladocopium goreaui
Lineage: Eukaryota; Dinophyceae; Suessiales; Symbiodiniaceae
Source: the annotation of a GenBank genome assembly